Molecule: messenger RNA, 2666 nt
Organism: Tachysurus vachellii
Lineage: Eukaryota; Metazoa; Chordata; Actinopteri; Siluriformes; Bagridae
Gene: rhoq
Product: ras homolog family member Q
Exons: 5
Coding region: 360-977 (205 amino acids)
Biological process (GO): small GTPase-mediated signal transduction; cortical actin cytoskeleton organization
Molecular function (GO): GTP binding; GTPase activity
Source: RefSeq, a predicted model, not a curated record
CAUUUCUGUGCCUUAGGUCUGUUGCGCACAAGAGUUAGACUUGUACUUUUGUCUCAAUCCCUUGUUCAGGAGUUCUUCCCCCGCCCUUGUGUGCAGAGUGAGCUGAGCUCGUGGAGUCACGGGAGACCGAUUUUGUCUUUAGAAAGUAGCCAAAGUAGAACAAUAGGGAAAGGUGUAGAGACGCACAGAACGGGUGGGUAUAGGAGCAUAAGGAGUUUAGAAAGCACAGGGUGUAUGGGCGCGUUUUAGAAGACGGGAGGAGGAGAGGUGGUGAGUCAGGCUGAAGCAGCUCUUUAACUGCGAGGGGAAGCAGAUCAGAAGCUGAACAUGAUGAUGAUGAUGAUGAUGUGCUGUGCGUCAUGGCCAACGGGACCGGUGCGAUCAUGUUGAAGUGUGUGGUUGUCGGCGACGGCGCCGUCGGCAAAACCUGCCUCUUGAUGAGCUACGCCAACGACGCGUUUCCCGAGGAAUAUGUGCCCACUGUGUUUGAUCAUUACGCAGUGAGUGUGACAGUUGGGGGAAAGCAGUAUCUUCUUGGGCUGUAUGACACUGCUGGUCAGGAGGACUAUGAUCGCCUCCGUCCCUUGUCUUACCCCAUGACAGAUGUCUUCCUGAUUUGUUUCUCGGUGGUGAAUCCAGCCAGUUUCCAGAACGUGAGAGAGGAGUGGGUCCCUGAGCUGCAGGAAUAUGCACCCAACGUCCCCUACCUGCUCAUUGGCACUCAGAUUGAUCUGAGAGAUGACCCCAAGACGAUCACCAAGUUGAAUGAUGUGAAGGAGAAGCCCAUAGUGACAGAACAGGGACAGAAGCUGGCAAAGGAGAUUGGUGCCUGCUGUUAUGUGGAGUGCUCAGCUCUGACACAGAAAGGCUUGAAGACAGUGUUUGACGAGGCCAUUAUCGCCAUUCUGGCUCCCAAGAAAGGUGUGUUAAAGCGCCGUCUCGGUCCACGGUGCAUCAACUGCUGCCUUAUCACGUGAGCAUCCUGUCACACACCAGCUCAGGGACGAUUCAGUGUCAGAGCUACACCACGUCCCCUUAAUUAAGGAGGGCAAUUUUAAAAAUCAAGCAGAGCACAACCUCUCCAUAACAGAUUACAGAAAAUGGAAAUACAUUCUGGAAUAGGUGAAGGGGGGAAAAAAACAGGUGUGAAUGUUUUACUACUAGGAAAACAGGAACAAAUUUUACUCUGGGAUGGAGGGAGGGAAGGAGUGAGAACAACGACAAAGCAUUCGUCAGCAAACUGGCGACCAAAAAGGACACUAAACAUGAGUGAGAUGACACCAGAACAAGUAACAUUGAAGCACAGAAAAUGAAAACUUGCAAAGGCAAGACCAUGAAUGGCACACUACAACAAUGCUGAUGACCGAAAACAGUCUGACUGUAUUUGCGGUUUUGCUUCUGUAGGCAUGUGUGAUCUGGAGAGAAAAUGCAGACAGCUUAAACAGCACAACCAAACACCCCAGACAUUCACAGAAGCAAGACUUUAUUUGUCGAAAAAGGGAAACCGCAUCUGGCAACAUGGCGUUGCAAAAUGAAUGCCUUUUACAAAACAUUUCUCUUUCCAGUCUGGGUUUUUACAUCCUUUAUUUACAAGAAAGACAAAAUCCGGAAUGAUAUGAUCAAGUAUAGAUGUAUCAAGCCACUGCAACCAUUUGAAGGAACAACUAAUGUCAACCUGAGGAAAGUAUACUUUUUAUUGCUGUAUUUGACCUCAGAGGACAUGACUUGUAAAACAAGCAUGAGGAACUUGUAGGGGGAUGAUUUAUAACAAAGCCCAGAGACAUUCGUCCAGAACGUGGCCUGUGCCUAUUAGUUCCUGUCCUUCAUUUGAGUUUGUAGGUGAGCUGUUUGCGAUGCCAACGGAUCCAGAUCGGAGCAGCUAGCAGCCCUGUCAGAAAUCCUCCUGUUGCCCCAAAGGAACAGGAAAUGGGCCACACCUAGAAGGAGGAGGCAGAGAAAAGGUGGAAUCAGCAACAACCAAUCAGCUCUGUAACUGCACAACUCGCUGGCUGCAACCAACAAGAUCACUGUGGUGUUUUAAUGGUCAACUUUCAUACUCAAAGCUUUAAACCUUUUUCCUUCUUCUUUUUUAAACGCACAUGGCUUUGAUUGUGUCUCUGAAGCCUCAGCUCUGAUUUAUUUUGCAUUUACAAACUAUAUCAAGUACUGAAUUUAAGAAUCGAUAGCUAUUUUAAAUGGAUUUUAUUGCACAGUAAAUGCAAGCAGUGAUUUGAGUGUUUUUGCAGCUUCCAAUAUUAAAUGAGUUUUUAAAAAGAAAAUGAAAAAGCUUCAUGAAUAUUGUGGAUUAAAUAAAUAGUGAGUUGCAAGUGGAAAUCUCCAUGAAGUCUAUCUAAUGGUGCAAAAUAUUUUCUUAACGUAAAAAAGUUACAACUCAGUGAAUAGUGAUUAAUACUUUAUGUACAUUUUAUCUCAAACUGAUGUUUGCCGAACAUAAAGUUGUUUGUUUUUCAUAAAAGCGGUCUCUGUUUAAUCUUCUUGCCUGCUUUUUGUCUGAUCAGAAUGUCGAAACCUGUUGUUUAUUACAUUUAUUUACAGAUGCCAACAUGAUCUCAUACAGGAUAAGCUGAAGUGAAAUUUGAUCUAAUCCUGCUCAUGUUAGUGUUGGACUUGACAUUUCAGUGAGAUUUACUAAACGACUAAAUCUG